Molecule: messenger RNA, 8025 nt
Organism: Symbiodinium necroappetens
Lineage: Eukaryota; Dinophyceae; Suessiales; Symbiodiniaceae
Source: the annotation of a GenBank genome assembly
AUGUGGCGUGGAGCUCGUGCGAGAAGAGCACCGUGGGAGGAGACACCCGCACCUCCCCCAGCGCCCAGGAGCUCUUUCCCGACUUACGACAGUGUCAAAGUGGCGCAGGAAGACAAGCGAAUCACUGUCAUCCGGGAGACUCGCAAUGGUCCACCAUCUGCGGGGUCUCAGUCUCUCACCUUGGUGCAGACUGUCCAGCAGGCCGUGAAUACUGCCAGGAAGUCAUCCAACAGAGUCUUGAAGCUCAAAAGGGAUAUCGAGCUAAAGGACGCCCAGUGGAGUCAGUAUACCAAGGACAUCAAAGCUUCCUUUGCCAAGGAGAAGGAACGACAUGCUUUGGCUAUUUCGCACUUGGAACAGGAACUUCAGGCUGCCCAAGAAGCUUCGCAAGCGGACCAGCUCGCCAUUCAAAAGGCGGCCGAUCGAUGCUUUCUGUCAGCCAGUGGUUCCGAGGAGACGGACAACAAUGCUGCUUGGAAUGCUAUGAUGGCAGUGGACGAUACCUCAGAGGGGGUCCCGUCUAUCCCUCGGGAGGUCUGGGAAUAUAUGGCACACUCUGCAAGGACGAUGCGGGAAUCAGCAAUGCAAGGGGGCACGAUUCCGAGCGAGAUGUUGGUGCCUCCAGGGCUUGCGUCGUUGCCGGCACCUGCCCCUCCUCCUGCACCGCCGGUACAACGUCAUGUGGAGGCUGUCUUGGCUGCACCUGCGGCCCCUUUGCCGUAUUCUUCAGCAGCUGCGCCCGAUGCCCCGGCCUACAAUGCACUGUCGCCGAGUAUCGCGAAGACUGGAGCGGUUCCCUUUGCUGGAUCUUCUCCUUUGCUGCAUGGCCCAGUUCCGGAGCAGCAUAUGGGCCCCGUGGAGACCGAUCAAGAUGCUGCGAAUCCUGGGCCCUCAGAUGGAGGGGCUGCCAGACCUGCGGGGCACCCUUCCAGUGGUCGUGCGGGAGUGAAAGACAUGACAAAGAAGCCCCCGGAGAGACCGGAUGUUCAGGGCCCUUCUCUGGGGGCAAAAUUGGAUGCCAAACGGGCACGAGAGCCCUUGGUGGUCCCAGAAGGCAUGGGCCCAGCAAUGAGGCCAUUCCGCGGGGCCGGGCCUCCGCCUCCUGGAGGCUUGGGCUUGCCUGCAGAGACGAGGACAACCCCGCCAGGUGUAUCGGAGGAGCCGGCUCCGGAAUUUCACAAUAUCUCGGAGGAGGACGGCAUUUUCGAGGUUCACGGAACAGAGGUCUUUGGUUCUCUUGGGGAGCCGGUGCCUUGGACAGCUCUUCAGCUGUCUCUGGCCCAGUUCUCCCUCGGCGAAUCCACUGACUGCUGGACCGUUGAGCCCGAAUACCGUGGACAUUGCUGGAGUGAGGCAAAUCCUCUCCUUUGCAUAGGUUUGCCAGAUGCUCUGCCGCCCGGGUUCCUCUUUCGGUUCUUAAGCCCCUUUGCCAGGUCAGGUGUAGGCUGUGGACAUUGGCUGAGCCGAGCUGUCCUUGCUUGGUUUGUUCUUCCUGUCCAGGUUUGGGCUGCACCGAAGCAAUGGGGUGAGGCUGUAGAUAUUUUGAUUGCAGCUGCUGUCCUGUUUCCGGAACCUCUUCAUGUGGAGCCGCAGGCACCUGAUUUGAUGUCGGAUACGGAUUUUGCAAUCCGACAAAGUAUGAUUGAGAGUAGGCAGGCCUCGAUUUUGGACACCUCGUUGCAUAACGCUGAGGACCUCCCAGUUCCUCCUCUUAAUGACCCAGAGGAAGAUGUUGAGGUUGCACCAGCCUUUACCACAGGUGUCUUUUAUGUCUUGGCUCCUCACUAUCAAUCUGAGAUAGUGCAAAUGCAUCUCCCCUCGCCCUGCGACCUGCAAACCAUCCUCAAUGAGGCGAGACGUGGGCUGAAUGCCUUGAAGAUGCGGUUUUCUUUUCGGGUUUUGCCCACUUUCCCCCAGCUAGGGUCCGACUAUGCCUCUCUGUUGGUUGUCCCGGUGUGGCUGGAUGUGACCAGCAUGCAGGUGAUAGUUUGGGAUUUCAGAGCGUUGGGAGGUCCCGUCUAUGCUGCAUACUGUUGGAAUGCGGUCACCUAUGGCGAUUGCAUCAGGGAAUCGAGGCGUCAUGGUUUCCAUGACUGGCAGGCGUUUGUCAACAGUCACUCUCAGGCCCUCAUACAGGAUGCCUCCUUCGUUGCUGUUCCUGGGGGAGUAGUGCAGUUUCAGCCCCCGGGGGCAGGCCCUGUAUGGCGGGGCACUUUAGCUGCGAGGCUUGAUAGGCCGAACUCCUGGAGCAUUGACCCUGAUCUGCCUGAGAUUCAAGUUGAGCGCCCGCUCCUCAUUUUGCAUCACGAGCAAGUCACGUUGUAUACAUCUCGCAGAUUCCCGGUGCCCGGAACCAGGACAUUCAUUACCAGUCUGGUUGAAAGGACCCCAGACACGGCACUCAUUGUUGCGCCUCCUGGGAACUUCUUGACCAAUGUUGAUUAUUAUGGGGUCACUUGUCGUGAUGUCCUGGCUGUCUACCCCCUUACGCCGACGCCGGAUCGGGAUUGUAUCAUUGUCUUUUUGGACCCCCGGCAGACGGGGAAUCCCCUGGCACAUAUUCUGUUGCCGGAACGACGGGUUGCUCCAGUGGCCUUAGCAAGGUUCCUGAAUUUGCGCCCACCUGUUUGCCACAAGAUAGCCUUUUGGCCUCGACCGGAAGAAGACGGCAUGUUGGCGCUUUCUGAAGGUGACACAGUUGUCUUUGGCUAUAUUGAUGAGGCAGCUUGUUCGGAUGACAGCUCCGGGUCCAUUUCGGACUCUUCUGAUGACUCUGACUUUGACCCAGGUGUAGGCCGAGGAGAAGGUGAUGGCCCUUCCGGCAGCGCCGGGCCUGACAGAGGCCCUCCAUCAGCGCAUGAAGGUGGAGAGGCGUCGUCCAGAUCAAGGUCUCCACCGGGACGGUUCCGUGGGCAUGCUUUAGCCCAAGACCCACUCAGCUUUGCACCUCUUGCCGUGGGGACGGGCUUACUGUUGAAUACUUGCCCGACAGCAGCCUAUGCACCUGUCCCUGACCCUCAAACCCUCCUUGAUGGUCACUGCAUCUUCAGUCUCCAAUCACUUGCGAUCUGCUGUGCCCUUGGAGUUGUUUUGUGGCGUGUAGCGGCCACCUUUCCGGACAUACAGAGGUAUGCUUCACUUGGAAGGGCUCGCUCUCCUGCCAAAGUGAGAACUUGCAAGUUGAUCGAGGAGCCCACGGGCCACAACUCUCAGGCUCAGAAUCGCAUUGAUACCCUCCGUUCACUUGCUUCUGCACUUGGGGGGCCCUGGCUGCCGCGCCCCUUCUGGCGUGCUGGGAUGCUUCCCCCUGAAGACAUGGUCCCUGAGGAUUCGGAUGAGGAUUUGGAGCCGCAGAUUUGCUCCAUUCACUGUGUUGUCCUUAAACAUACGUAUUGUCCUGAAUCACUGACCGUGGAUAUCCCUUUGCCGGCUACCCAAGACGAGCUUCGACUUGCUGUGCAACAUGCCAGAACCCUUCAGGCCCGUGAAAGGUUUCCGGUUCUGUCUCCUGUCCUUUCCCAACGUGGAGAGGGCACGGCAAUCUUCACUGCCAGGCCAGUCUGGGGUCCAGGGUAUUGCAGCGUUUGCUUGGAUACUUCGGCCAUUGAUGGACGAAUUUUUAUGGCGUAUACCUUGGAAUAUGCCUCGAGGGCCGAGCUCAUCCGUAUUGCGCACCUGCCGACGAAUGUGGUAUGGGGUUUCGAUUCGAUCUUCCCUUUAUCUGUGGUUGCUGGUGCAUAUUGCCUUGCGUGCAGGGAUGGCUGCCACUUAUUCCUAGCAGACUUGUGGCCCCAGCCUAUGGACGUCUCACUCGACGGAGUACCUUGCGUGACUGCUUUGGCUGUGGGCGAUGGUUGGCAGACCUGGUAUGCUUACGAUGGGUUUGUGGACAUAGGGGCUUUGCUUCAUGCCUUCGACAGGGAUGCUCCCUUGGGCUGGCGCACACGCCUUGCUGAUAACCGGCAGCCCUGGCAGCAGCUGCGCCCGGUGGUGCUCAGUCAGGAGCCUCUGGCCAAUCAUCUGCCCACGAUGUGUGUGACCUCAUCUCUGCCAGUCGGGAAGCACGUGGAGAUCUCCGGGGUCCCUUUGCUCAUCGCCUGCUACGUGCCCCCAGUCCGCGUGCUGACUGUUUUGGCUCCCGCGAAUGUAUCCGUGGACGAUAUACUGAGGCUAUCGGGGGUCGAGGCGCGAGACGUCCAUGUCUACUUCUCUGAUCAGCCUUGGGCCCUGCGUACCCAAACAGUGCUUGCAGUGGCGCCGGGGGACUUGAUCACGAUUUUCCCAGAUGGUCAUCCCAGGAUCCCUCCGGUCGCGCUCACUCGGAUCCUUGCAUCUCCAGAAGGAUGGUCUGAUGAACCUUCCCCAUUGGGGCCCUAUGAGCGUCAAGCCUGGAUUUUGACGAGUCAUGCCUCUCAUAGGAUUUUUCUUGACGACCAGUCGGGUCUUACUCUUCGAGAGGUCUUUGCGAAUCACGUUGGGGCAGUGAGUGAAGCCAACACAGUUCUCCCAGCGGUUCCAGCACUUCUUGACCAUGAGUUUCAGGGCAUCCCGUCCACGCAGGUCUUCUUGGCGGCUCCGCCCAGUCAGGUAGAGUCGAUGUUGCAGAGGUCUGCAUGCCACAUAGACGUAGAUGUCCUUUUGGCUUUUGCCUUCGGCUCUUUGGCGGCACUGCUCCGCCCGGUGCCGCUAAUCAUGUCAGGCUUCGGCUUCCAUUCUGUGGAUUUCCCUCGUGGGGAUGACGACGAGGAAGCCCACCAUCCUGGGCGAUGCGGGGACUGGGAGUACAACUUCAGGUUGUAUUGUGGAACAGCAGUUUUCUUGAGCAAGCCUUUCAUGAAGGAGCGUGUUUCCAUCACCGGAAUGCUACGCCUUUGUUCCACACUCAUUUCCCAUGGAUACAAGGGCCCAUCCUUUGCUUUGUUCGAUGCCUUGCCUGGAUUUGUUCUCUCGUUGGCGUUGCCACCGCAAUUUGGCUUCCAUGCCUUGUGGGUCUGCUCGCUGUCGGUUUUCCUCGUUCUCAUUUGUGCAAAGUUGCAUUCGGCUUCUGCCUUUACAGCGCCGUCACCCUUGCAGAGGACCGAUGAAUUCCACCGCGCAGCCAUGCAAGCGAUCCCCAGGUCACCGUCGCCAACAGAGGAGCUGGUUCUCACAUCGGACGGCUCUUUCCGAGCGGACACCUUGGCAGCCGGCUGGGGCCUCGUUGCUGAUGAGGAGGACGAUGCCGGGACUAUGCUUAAUGACUUGCUGCUUGGGUUGGAUCUCUGUAUCCCAUCUACCUUUGCCUCGUGCAUGGUGGGGGAUGGUGGCACCCUUUUCCAGAAAAGGAAUGCCAGGCUUGGGUUGAGCCGGGUAUUUCUGCUGGACAUGCCUGCAUGGACCACUUUGCAGCAGUCUUGCGGUGCAGUGUUCCCCCCUCGGGGCGAAGUGGACGUUCCAGCAGGGCGGUCCGCCUGGACGCCAAAGCUCUAUGCGCCUCAGUGGAGUACUGACGUUAGUGAGCACGCUGCUGUUGUCGUAGAUUAUCUCUAUGACGCGCUAGCUCGACACUUCCCGCACAAGCAGCGUCGCCUCCGAGCCUCAUUCUUUUCUGAAGAGACUAGUGCGCUUCACCGCGCGGUGGCCGCGCUUCGACAUGCUGCCCGCGCAAGGACGCAGGCUCUGAGACAUACCUACCUACGAUGUGUCUGGCUGGCAUGGCGGAGCCCUGUGGAUACCUUCGAUUCGCUUUUCGGCGGCCGGUGGCUGUGGGAUCUCCGCACCCGGCUGGGCCAUAAUUGCCUCCUUCUGCGGCGGUUUGGACGGCGUCUCCGGGCCACAUGCAAGUCGGAUAAGGUAGCCCAUCUGUCUUCCUUGUCAGAUGAGGUAGCCCGUGCACCAUAUGCGGAGGUCCACCGUGCAGUUCAGCGGGUACUGCGCCCACGGAAGUACCGCAAGGCCUCAUCUGACCCCCUCCCUAAGCUUUAUAAGCCCGAUGGUUCCCUGUGUCAAACUUCGCAAGAAGUAGCCGAUACUUGGAGAGAGCAUUUUCGCAUUUUGGAAGGGGGCAUCGCUGUUGGUGCCGGGGAGCUAGUGCGGAGGCUGCUUGCAUGCCCUCAUGGCAAGCGCUUGAAUCAGCAUUCCGUCAUUCCGCCCCACGGAAGGCGUCAGGUGUUCCACCGUUCACUCCGCGGUUUGGUGGUAGACCAUUGGUCUAAGAACUCGAUGCCACUCCAAGUUGGUGGAAAGACGGGCCUUUUGUUCGUGGACCUACAGUCUGCUUACUAUGCUGUCAUCCGCGAGACAGUUUUGGGGGGCGUGGACCUACAGUCUGCUUACUAUGCGGUCAUCCGCGAGACAGUUUUGGGGGGCGGGCUUUCGGAUCGCCCCAUUGAGGUGGUCGCCGGUGCUUUGGGCCUUGAUAUCGAGGAUCUCCAGCUGUUGAGGUUCUACGCCGAGCAAGAGCCUAUAUUGCAUCAGCAGAAUGCCAGUCCCCUUCUUGUGUCUCUGGCACGGGAACUGCACCGCCAGACCUGGUUUGUUCUUGCGGAGGACCCCAAGGCGACGAUCAUUGAAACCCAGCGUGGCACCCGUCCGCGGGGGACUCUAGCAGAUGUCCUCUUCAACGUGCUAUUCGCCAAGGUUCGGGUCACAGAUAUUGCUUAUGCUGAUGAUCUGUGUACCCCAGUCGUUUGCCAGAAAGCACGACAGGAGGCUUUUGUGCAGCUCAAGGGACGUGUUCCUAUCUGGCCGGACAGCAAGGGCUUGCUCUGGUUGGACCUGGUUCCUAGGAAAGAGGAAAUUGUUCGCGUGCAAAGCGAUACCACUGCAGAAACGCGCAACGCUCUUCCGUACGCAUGUGCUGUCGGUCCUCAUGUCGGGGGCCGGAACAUGGCCGUAGGUUUGCCCUCUGCUGAGGCUCUCCUUCAUGGUGAGCGUUUGCGCCUCUUGGGUCAGCUGGUCUGCAGCGCACCAGACCAUGUCUGGGCACUUGUGGCUUGGAAUCAGCCCUUUCAGGCUGGGCUUCGGGCUGCAUGUGAUUGGUUGCACUCACAAGUUGGUGCCGCUGUCGUCCCUGGAACCGUCGUCGACAACUGGCAAGGUUGGUCUGCUUUCAUCCUUGCUCGCCCCGGCCACUGGAAGGGCCUGAUUCGACGGGCAGAGGGUUAUGACAUUGAGCGUCAUCACCUACCGGCCACUCUCGACCGCGCUAUUCGCGCUUCCUGGGAGCCUGUUGUACCUCCUCCAGCCUCCCCCAUGGCAGACAUGGAGCAUGCGUGUCUUCUCUGUGGAUUUGCCUUCUGCACGCGGCAGCAGUGGGGUGCGCAUGCACAGCGCAAACACGGCUACCGUAACACAGCGACAAAGCUUGCAGUUGGUCGCCAGUGCGGCUCUUGCGGAACGCUUUUUGCGUCCCAGGUUGCUGCUCAGGCUCCUUCCCUGCCUGAGCAGACUGACCUCUGUCUUGAUUUGUUAGCUGCCUUGGAGCGACUCGAGUCGGCUGAUGACCAAGAGGUGUACGACCUGGUUGCCUCUUUUGUGGCGCCGCUUCCUGAUCUUCGGCGUACACUGCAGACUUGGGUUGACUCGUUGCCUGUUGGUGCCCUUCGGUCUGCGGCCGAGGAUGUUCUCCUCGUGUUGAAGCCUGAUUUGCUGUGUUCACAGAUUUGUGGCAAGGUCUCAGAGGAUCAGGUAGGCAGGAGCUUUGACCCCCGUGUGGUACGGCCAGCAUACUGUCCUCGUAGUUCGGCGCAUCCGGUGCUCUACAUGGGGAGCUGCGAUCGCAACUGGCUUGAGCGCUGGCAUCUUCUGCACAUGCCUACCGAACGAUUGGAUUUCGAUGCCGAUGAUCGCUCGUUUGGGCGCUGCUCUGGCCUUUGCCUUGCCUUUCCGCCCCCGCCGCAGCAGGAGAGGUCGUUCCUCCAUCCGGGUCCUUUGCCGCUACGGGCUCUGCGACUAGUCAAUGCUUGGACUUCCCGACUCCUGUCCAUCUUGCCUUCUGCCCUCCGGGUUGCAGCGCAGGGUAUUCCUGUCCUCCUUCGCACGUGA